This is a messenger RNA of Panonychus citri (citrus red mite), 1947 nucleotides long. Its product is annotated as acetylcholinesterase-like. Gene Ontology annotation, cellular component: plasma membrane. Gene Ontology annotation, molecular function: acetylcholinesterase activity. The record is from RefSeq and is a predicted model, not a curated record. Gene Ontology annotation, biological process: acetylcholine catabolic process; choline metabolic process. Lineage: Eukaryota; Metazoa; Arthropoda; Arachnida; Trombidiformes; Tetranychidae. The coding region runs from base 67 to 1746 and encodes 559 amino acids. The transcript has 3 exons.
AAAGAGCUCUUUAUCAUAAAUUGGAUUAAAUGUAAUUACAAUCAUUUAUUGCUAAUUGAGAUCAAAAUGAUGUUAACAUUGAUCUUUUUCCUGUUUGGUUUAAUUGUUAACCUUGAUUUAGUUUUGAGUGAAAAAGACUGCGAGGAUAAGCCACAAUUGGAUAUAACUACAGGAACAAUUAAAGGUAAAUCAGUUGACUUUCGUGGAUCUAAAAUCUAUCAGUUUUUAAAUAUUCCGUUUGCUGAACCUCCAAUAAAUGACCUUCGUUUUAAAAAGCCGAUACCAAAGAAACCCUGGAGAGGAGUAAUAGACACCAACCAGUGGGGAUCCUAUUGUAUUCAGAAUCUUUAUCCUGGUUUCAAUACGAAUAUAAAGUUUGAUGAAGAUUGUCUUGUGUUGAAUGUUUUCGUGACUCAAUCCGCUAUUAAAGAUAAACAACAAGAUGACAAUAGGCGAUUGAGACCCGUUCUGGUUUGGUUUCAUGGCGGUGCCUUUAAUUUUGGUUCAGCAAACAUGAAGGAACGUUACGACGGAUCAGCUUUAGCAGCUCUUCAUGAUGUUAUUGUGGUUACUGUUAACUAUCGUCUUGGUCCUCUGGGUUUCUUGUAUCUACCUGAAUCAGAUAUUCCUGGAAACAUGGGUCUUUGGGAUCAAAAAUUAGCAUUACAAUGGGUAAAGGAUAAUAUCAAUACUUUUGGUGGUGAUUCUGAUAGUGUGACUAUUUUUGGUGAAUCGGCUGGAUCAAUGUCUGUCUCUGCACAUAUUGUAUCUCCACAAUCGAGAGGAUUAUUUAAAAAUGCCAUCAUGCAAAGUGCAUCGAUUUACGAUCUAGAUCGUUGGACAAUCAAAGAUUUAAAUACAAAAUUUUUCAAAGCCAUUGGAUGUCAACCGGGUGUCAAUAUUUCUUCAUGUUUAUCGUUGUACCAACCACUCAAAUCACAAGUAACCAAUGAUCUCAUGUUCUGGCCAAUAUCAGGAGAUGAAUUUUUACCAUCUCAUCCCGAGUCUAUUGUUUCGAGUGGAGGUGUUGAUCCAAAUAUUAACGUUCUAUUAGGAACUGUUGGUAAUGAAGGAGCUUUUAUGUUGGUACUCAAAGAUCCGAUUACUUUUCAUCCAAUUAAUCCAUUGAAUUUAACUCUACCUCAUGCAAAGUAUAUCUUUGGAAAACUUUUUGGUAAAUCGCUGACAAAUUACUAUUCUGAUAGAUAUUUGGUUAAUGUAGAUCCAAAUGAUUCUGAUAAUAUACGAUUAGCUGUUAGUCAAGCUCUAGGAGAUACAAUUCUCACUUGUCCGACUUAUGCUUUCGGUAGAGAUUUAGUUAAUUCUGGAUCAACUAAUGUAUAUGCUUACUAUCAAUCUCAACGACCAUCUCAGUCAAUGCUCCCAAUCGCAACACCAAGUAAAUGGUUACCUGCAACUCAUGCUGACUGUAUCCCAAUGGUCUUUGGUCUUCCUCUAAUGAAACCCACCAAUUACACUAUCGAAGACACAAUAUUGUCCAUGAUCAUGAUGGAUGCUUGGGUUACCUUUGCUCGUGAAGGUAAGCCCCCAGCAGUUGGUCAGCAGUCAUGGUCACCUUGGAGUAACAAUUCGCAUAUGGCGAUGACAUUCGAUGCAAAUAAAAUUGGACUUAUUGAGUCUCAGUCCAUUGAAUUUUGCUUCAAAAAUUGGCCCUUUCCACUUGAAAAUCAAUAUCCAGUGACAUUCGAAUCCGGAGUAUUUUCCGUGAUUGAAGAUGACCAGUGAAGUAACUUUCAAUGACCAACCGAAAUGAGUGGGAUGAAUCAAUUUCUGAUUCGUUGUCCAUCCUUGUAAGAAAAAUCUUUUAAGAUAAUCUUUCAAUUAUUUUUUUUUAAUAUUAGGAAACUCGACCAAAAGAUUAUCAAUCAGAAUUUAAUAUGAAAUGAUUGGAGACUUGAGAAAACGAAUAAAAAAUAAUGAAUAAUA